This is a messenger RNA of Prunus avium (sweet cherry), 1396 nucleotides long. RefSeq names its product KAR-UP F-box 1 (gene KUF1). The record is from RefSeq and is a predicted model, not a curated record. Gene Ontology annotation, molecular function: protein binding. Lineage: Eukaryota; Viridiplantae; Streptophyta; Magnoliopsida; Rosales; Rosaceae.
UGUCUUUUAUUAUGGGUGCUGACAUUAUGACUCGCCUUUUCUGUUCUGCACCAACCAGAACUUCAAAACUCUUUUUCCACUCUUUGUAAACUUUGUAUCUUUCAAUUAAAGUAAAGCCAAAAGCAUAACGGACCCUUUCCCACUUUGCUUCUUUAUUGCAUUUUCAAGUUUCCUCCUUUCCGAAUCUAAAGCCUCCAAGCCCACGGCUAACCCUCUAAAUUACUCUGCUUAUGGCAGACAGCUCCAGAUCUCCCACAAAACGCACAAGACUGAGUAAAAACAACGUCGUCGGCCAUGGGCAUCAGCCCCUCCUUCCCGGGCUGCCCGACGACAUAGCCCAAGUCUGCCUCUCCCUUGUCCACCCUUCCGUUUUGUUCUCCGUUUGCAGCUCAUGGCGUCGCCUUAUUUACUCCUCCUCCUUCCCUCCUUUCCUCUCUUUGUAUGCUCUCUUGACCUCCUCAUCUUCCCCCAAUUCCAUCCAAUUCUACAGCUUUGACCCGCUCUCAUCCAACUGGCACGCCCUUCCCGCCACUCCCCCGGACCCACCUCUCCGCCUCUUCCUCCGCCACCCUUCUUUCAUCUCCCGCAACCUCCCCAUCCAAUCCGUCUCCGUCUCCGGCAACCUCGUCCUCGUCGCCGCCAGCACUAGCAAUCUUCUCCCGGCUCUCCCUCGCCCUCUGGUUUUCGACCCAGUUGCUAAAAAAUGGGCCUUUGGUCCCCCACUUGCGACGCCGCGUCGCUGGUGCGCGGCUGGAGCGCUAGGCGGCGCAGUCUAUGUGGCCAGUGGGAUUGGGUCCCACUUCUCCAUCGACGUUGCGCGUUCUGUGGGGAAGUGGGACUUAACCAAAAUCAAAAAGCAUCCGAAUGAUCACUUGGGAUGGAAGUGGGAGAAAGCUAGAGGGCUUAGAGAUGGGAGAUUCAGCAGAGACGCGAUCGAGGCAGUGGGAUGGAGAGGGAAGCUCUGCAUGGUGAAUCUCAAAGGGGACGCCGUGAAAGAGGGACUUAUGUACGAUGUGGAGAAGGACACGUGGCAAGACAUGCCGGAAGGGAUGAUUGGAGGGUGGAGAGGACCGGUGGCAGCCAUGGAUGAGGAAGUUAUGUACGUAGUGGAUGAGGCCAAGGGUGCCUUGAGAAGAUACGAUCCUGAGAAGGAUGUGUGGGUGGAGAUUUUGGAGUCGGAGAGGCUGAUAGGGGCCGAUCAGAUCGCCUGCGGUGGCGGAAGAGUGUGCAUUGUUUGUCGUGGCAAGAUUUUAGUGGUGGAUGUUACGGCGCCGCCGCCGAGCAUUUGGGAUGUGAAAACGCCGUUGGGACUGGAAGCGGUGGCCAUUCAUAUCUUGCCCAGAAUGAGCCACGUUGUUUGAUUUUUUUAUUAUUUUUGUAUCAAUUCAUUUGAUCA